AUGGAUGAUUGUAAACCGGGAAUCUUCCCUGCUAUUAAACAAACCUCAUUUAUUACAAUGCAGUCACAAAUUCCAUAUCAGAUAAUCUGGGAGUCAGCACAACAAAAUUUUCAAGAUUCUUUGCAAGCUUCUUUGAAAAAGUCGAAUCUAGCGAGAAAUAAGAAAGCGGUGAAGAGAUUUCAACGAAAAGCUGUAGAACAACAGGUUCGACAGUCAGAAAAUGUGGACUUAAAGAAUACAGUUACGGUGUUUGAAACACAGAAUUAUAUUCACAUAUUAAAUAAAACAGAGGAUGAACUUUAUUUUUAUGACAGCGGAGUUAUCGAUAUUUAUUUUACUGCCACUGUUAUACCUGUGAAAGAUUAUCGCUCUGCUUGGUACGAGCAUUAUUAUGACUCAAAAAAGAAUACUUUCACCGCAUUGGACCCAGUUUUCGUCACCAAAAAGAUUUUCGUCACAGGCAAUCUGGUGGAAGAGCAUUUAACAAUAACGAAUUGUAACGCGACAUUCGCUAAGGAUUACGUUUUAAAAGUGACCCUUGGGCCAAAAUUUAACACGUCCUUUGCCUGGAAAGCGACUUAUUUGUCGAAAAACCCAAGUUUUGAAAUUGAAUUUAACAGUGAUUAUGGGACGAUUGAUAAUUACUUGAUAUGGAGAAAAAACGGUACUGUGUCUUGUUCAACAUAUGACGGAAAAAUUGAAGACCUUAAAUUGCAAAAGAAAAUAUUUGGGGCUCAAUUUUGGGAAGAUGUAAAUGCAAAAGAGGUUAUCACUAAGAAGAUGUCCGAUAGCUCUUCUUUAAAAUGGUCAUUUUUAGCUGAGAACGACUUUCAAUUUCGAUGCUUAAAUACUACCAGUAAUAAGGUUGCUGAACUGGAAGUAAAUGUAACAGGUACUGACGAGGCUUACGUAGAAAUGGAAAAUAUAAACGGAGUCACCUUCCUGACCUGUGUUAUUCCAAUGAGCAACACUUUUGCUGCGUGGUGGAAAGGCGAUGAAAUACUUUUACCGCAUUCAGCAAUAAUAAAUUACACACAAAGAUUCACAAUCGACACCUCCUUGUUUACUCCGCAGUGGGGAACCUAUCACUGUGAGUACGAUGAAGAUGAAGUGACAGCUGAACUGCAGCCUGUCAUCAAAAUGAGCGGAACUCAGAUUAUCCUUAUACUAUGCAUUAGUCUUAUUGGACUUAUUCUUCUCAUGAUGUGUUUCGCUUACAUUGUCUAUCAAAAGCUGCAUCACCGUUCACAAGUUGCUCGUUUGAAGGGGUUAUUAAAACAGCUUACUGAACCCCCUGACACCCCAGAUAAGGUGGUUGAUCAGACAUUGCCGCUCCAUGAACGCAUAGAACAACUUCCCUACGACCAGAAAUAUGAAAUUAGAAAAGAUAACAUAAUUCCUGACAAGCGGGAAAUUUUACAGAAGAAAUUAGGUGGCGGCGAAUUCGGAAUUGUGCUACUUUGCCGUCUUCAGAAAGAAACUGGAAAUCCUGAAUCUAUCGAGGUAGCGGUAAAAAUGCCUCGUGACAAAUAUGACGUUAAGCACUAUAAAGCACUGGUUGAUGAAAUGCGAAUAAUGAUUGCUGUUGGUAUUCAUCCAAAUAUUCUGUGCUUCAUUGGUGCUGUUGUUCAACAUAUUUCCAAGCAGUUCUUUUGUGUUGUUUACGAACUGUGCCGUCUGGGUGACCUACGAAGAUUCUUGAUAUUAAAUCAAAGUAAGUACUGUGACGAGAUACUUAUCACGGAGCAAAUAUCGGAAGACGGCUAUCUGCUAGCAAACUCUGACCAACGAAAGCUACUUCAGCCGUUCAACGGUGUAAGUGACAAAAACGAUGACGAAGCUAAUGAUCUUUUACGUUGUAAGAACAAAUAUUUUUCCACCACUGAUCUGAUAUCCUUUGGUUACCAAAUUGCUUCCGGAAUGAACUAUUUGACAAGUAAAUCGGCAACUCGACAAAAAAGACCACUUUAUCAAAUGAAGAGUAAUACACCGUUGCCAAUCAGAUGGAUGUCACCUGAAGCUCUUAAGACAUUUGUUUUUUCAGAGAAAUCGGAUAUCUGGUCAUUCGGUGUUCUUUUGUGGGAGUUGUUUUCAUUUGGAGAGCUACCAUACAACGAAUUCGACGAUAAUAAAAAACUUUAUGAACAUAUUUGUACCGGAAACCAUCCGCAAAAACCACCUUCCUGCCCAACAUUUAUGUCAGUCUACCAUUGUUUUACUCUAUAUGAUUUCAUCAAAAACUGUUGGAAUUUCAAUCCUAAAGAUCGACCGUCCUUUAAAGACUGUGAACUGUUCCUACAAGAAGUCUUUUCAAAAGCGUCACCUGUGAUGAAGCAUCGAGUUGAGUGCCAACUUCAGAAGGACAUGGAGACGAUGAAACGUUAUGUAGAAUAUCGUAAGGAACACCACGAAAAGUUGGCAGCAGAAUCAAUUCAAAUUCAAAUAAAUGGCGACGACGGAUUGCAUUGUGGUUUGCGUAAAGCAGUCAAUGACAAUGACCGCAAACUAAGCUCACGUUUGUCUAAUAGCAGCUUUAAUUCCCCUUAUUAUAUACCGCUGCGAUAACU
Enterobius vermicularis (human pinworm) is the source of this 2567-nucleotide messenger RNA. Lineage: Eukaryota; Metazoa; Nematoda; Chromadorea; Rhabditida; Oxyuridae. The record is from the annotation of a GenBank genome assembly.